Messenger RNA from Rosa chinensis, 2167 nucleotides. Its product is annotated as cytochrome c oxidase subunit 1-like. Gene Ontology annotation, molecular function: heme binding; cytochrome-c oxidase activity. NCBI's taxonomy places the organism in Eukaryota, Viridiplantae, Streptophyta, Magnoliopsida, Rosales, Rosaceae. Gene Ontology annotation, biological process: mitochondrial electron transport, cytochrome c to oxygen; electron transport coupled proton transport. Gene Ontology annotation, cellular component: membrane. The record is from RefSeq and is a predicted model, not a curated record.
AAAAGAUACAAUUACCUACGAAAUUGCGUAAAAUGAAAUAGAAAUUGCGUAUGAAAGACGCCCAAAAAGUCCCAUGCUUUCCGUUGGUCCAGGUUUUGGUACAGACCCCCUCCUGCGCCCGCGAGGGAUUGAAUUCCUGACCUCAACGCCCCUCGAGGCUCUCAUAAUAGAGAUAGAGGAAACCCAACGAGAGCUAAAGGGGCCCAGGAAGAAUUGAAGUCCUGGGAGGGCGAGCGGAGGGCUUUCUUUGAGAAGGAAGCGCGUCUGUAUCAUCAGCGGCUGAGAAGCGCGGAGGUAUACCGCGAAUACCAAGCUCUGUUAACCAGGCGGGAUCUCUGGGAGGCAGAGUUAACGCGCUUAAAGGAACUGCUGGGUAACAGGGCGAGUGAGUGAAGGCCCCCGCUUCUCUUCUUUCUUUUUUUAGUGAGGGCUUUCCGGACCUUCCCAACUACCUCUCCCGAUGGUCAUAAAAAAGCCCAAGUAAGCAAGUUCUUUCAGAACCUAAGGGCCCCUCUCUGAUAAGGAAGGAAACGACAUAAUCUCAAUUUUAUGACACGAUGGCUGUUCUCCACUAACCACAAGGAUAUAGGGACUCUAUUCAUCUUCGGUGCUAUUGCUGGAGUGAUGGGCACAUGCUUCUCAGUACUGAUUCGUAUGGAAUUAGCACGACCCGGCGAUCAAAUUCUUGGUGGGAAUCAUCAACUUUAUAAUGUUUUAAUAACGGCUCAUGCUUUUUUAAUGAUCUUUUUUAUGGUUAUGCCGGCGAUGAUAGGUGGAUUUGGUAAUUGGUUUGUUCCGAUUCUGAUAGGUGCACCUGACAUGGCAUUUCCACGAUUAAAUAAUAUUUCAUUCUGGUUGUUGCCACCAAGUCUCUUGCUCCUAUUAAGCUCAGCCUUAGUAGAAGUGGGUAGCGGGACUGGGUGGACGGUCUAUCCGCCCUUAAGUGGUAUUACCAGCCAUUCUGGGGGAGCUGUUGAUUUAGCAAUUUUUAGUCUUCAUCUAUCUGGUAUUUCAUCCAUUUUAGGUUCUAUCAAUUUUAUAACAACUAUCUUCAACAUGCGUGGACCUGGAAUGACUAUGCAUAGAUUACCCCUAUUUGUGUGGUCCGUUCUAGUGACAGCAUUCCUACUUUUAUUAUCACUUCCGGUACUGGCAGGGGCAAUUACCAUGUUAUUAACCGAUCGAAACUUUAAUACAACCUUUUUUGAUCCCGCUGGGGGGGGAGACCCCAUAUUAUACCAGCAUCUCUUUUGGUUUUUCGGUCAUCCAGAGGUGUAUAUUCUCAUUCUGCCUGGAUUCGGUAUCAUAAGUCAUAUCGUUUCGACUUUUUCGGGAAAACCGGUCUUCGGGUAUCUAGGCAUGGUUUAUGCCAUGAUCAGUAUAGGUGUUCUUGGAUUUCUUGUUUGGGCUCAUCAUAUGUUUACUGUGGGCUUAGACGUUGAUACCCGUGCCUACUUUACCGCAGCUACCAUGAUCAUAGCUGUCCCCACUGGAAUCAAAAUCUUUAGUUGGAUCGCUACCAUGUGGGGGGGUUCGAUACAAUACAAAACACCCAUGUUAUUUGCUGUAGGGUUCAUCUUUUUGUUCACCAUAGGAGGACUCACUGGAAUAGUCCUGGCAAAUUCUGGGCUAGACAUUGCUCUACAUGAUACUUAUUAUGUGGUUGCACAUUUCCAUUAUGUACUUUCUAUGGGAGCCGUUUUUGCUUUAUUUGCAGGAUUUUACUAUUGGGUGGGAAAAAUCUUUGGUCGGACAUACCCUGAAACUUUAGGUCAAAUCCAUUUUUGGAUCACUUUUUUCGGGGUUAAUCUGACCUUCUUUCCCAUGCAUUUCUUAGGGCUUUCGGGUAUGCCACGUCGCAUUCCAGAUUAUCCAGAUGCUUACGCUGGAUGGAAUGCCCUUAGCAGUUUUGGCUCUUAUAUAUCCGUAGUUGGGAUUUGUUGUUUCUUCGUGGUCGUAACAAUCACUUCAAGCAGUGGAAAUAACAAAAGAUGUGCUCCAAGUCCUUGGGCUGUUGAACAGAAUUCAACCACACUGGAAUGGAUGGUACAAAGUCCUCCAGCUUUUCAUACUUUUGGAGAACUUCCUGCUAUCAAGGAGACGAAAAGCUAUGUGAAGUAAAAGAAGAAAAGGUCGCCGACUGCUACUAAGAACCUAAGAGAACUUU